GAGCGCCAUGAUGGAUCCAUCUCAUUGAAAUCUAUAUAUACAUUUCCUUACCUCGGAUCCAUCUCAAUUCAUUGA
This is a messenger RNA of Linum tenue, 75 nucleotides long. The record is from the annotation of a GenBank genome assembly. NCBI's taxonomy places the organism in Eukaryota, Viridiplantae, Streptophyta, Magnoliopsida, Malpighiales, Linaceae.